Zingiber officinale is the source of this 1556-nucleotide messenger RNA. RefSeq names its product U-box domain-containing protein 8-like. The transcript has 2 exons. Gene Ontology annotation, cellular component: nucleus; cytoplasm. Lineage: Eukaryota; Viridiplantae; Streptophyta; Magnoliopsida; Zingiberales; Zingiberaceae. Gene Ontology annotation, biological process: protein ubiquitination. The coding region runs from base 142 to 1272 and encodes 376 amino acids. Gene Ontology annotation, molecular function: ubiquitin-protein transferase activity. The record is from RefSeq and is a predicted model, not a curated record.
AGCUCUUCCUUUCCUUUCCAGUCCACUCCAUUCCCUUCUUCAACAUCUCCAACUCCAUUAUCGUCCAAUCUAGUCGAGUUCAACUCGAAAUCCAUCAAUUUUGCUUCGAAAAAGCGUUUUUUGAUCGGAUUUUCGUGUUUUAUGGAAGGAGAAAUGGAGUUUCCGGAGGACUUCCGGUGCCCAAUCUCGCUGGAGGUGAUGACUGACCCGGUAAUCCUCUCCUCCGGCCAUACCUUCGACCGCUCCUCCAUACAGCGUUGGCUAGACUCCGGUAACCUUACUUGCCCGGUCACCAACCUCCCCCUCCCUCCCUCCCCGUCCCUCAUCCCCAACCACGCCCUCCGCCGCCUCAUCUCCUCCUUCCUCGCUCGCCGACCUCCUCCCUCCGCUGACGCCGACUCCGACGAUUACUAUCACCAUGAAAGUUGCCGCCUUUUUACCCGCCUCUCCUUCCCCUCCGACUUUGCCUCACUCUCCGGCGUCCUCCGCCUGGCCCAGCGCGGUGGCGCCGCCGCCCGAAGCCUUAUCCUCGACUCCGGCGUCGUCGCCUCCGUCCUACUUCCUCAUGUCGCCGCCUCCGACCGCCCCGACCUCCAGGACCUCGCCCUCCGCGUGCUCCUCCACCUUUCCCUCGAGGGCGACGACGCUCGUCUCGGCCUCGUCGCCGAGGGCGCCAUCGACCCAAUAGUCGCCUCCCUCGUCUCCUCCUCCUCCUCCGCCUCCCUCGCCGCUACCCUCCUCACUAGCCUCGCCGUCGUCGAGGUCAACAAGGCCACCAUCGGCGCCCACCCCCUCGCGAUCCCCCGCCUCGCCGCGCUCCUCCUCGACGGAGGCGCGCGGGAGCGCCGCGAGUCCGCCACGGCCCUGUACGAGCUCUGCAAGUUCGCGGACAACCGUCGAAGGACCUCCAUCGCCGGCACCGUGCCGCAGCUCCUGCGCCUCGCCAGAGAGGGCUCCGAGAGGGCGGUCCGCGUGCUGGUUCUCCUCUCCAGGUGCCGCGAAGGCAAGGACGAGAUGAUCAACGCCGCCGGGUUCGCCGCCGCCAUGACCGAGGCGAUAAGAACCGGCACCCUGUUCACCAUCGAGCACGCCCUCUCGCUGCUUAACUUGGUCUCCUCAGAAAGUAAAGCCGUGGCUCUGGAAGCCAUUAAAGAAGGCAUUUUGGACCUUUGCUCUGCUUUCUCCGGCGACCUCAACCAGAAGACGAGGAAGAACGCCAAGCAGCUGAUCUUCACACUGCAAAAUGCGCGGUUUCAAGCCUUCUUCCCAUGACUUCAAUUCCUCACGCCUCAUACGAGAAGCAAGCAUAGGUUGGACAAUCGAUGGAGCAAGACGAAGGAAACUUGUUAUGUGCUGUGUGGCCGAUCAAACAGGGACGCGAACUUGGUUAGUUACUAGAAAGCUGAAUCUGAAACAAAUAAUUCAGCCAUUUCCGAUAUCACUGAAGUACUCUUUUGAUACUAGACAGAAAUGAAGAUUGGAUCACUUAUCACUGUAGAUAGAAUCGUUCUGUUUCAGUCGAUGUCGGUAUUGGAUGAAUUGCAAAGCUGCAAGUA